AUGGGUCGUAGUCGAGAUCGCUCCUAUUCAAGGUCACGCUCACAUUCGCGUUCACGUUCAGGAUCACUUUCAUCAUCAAGCUCAGGUCGAACAGGCAAAGCACGAGAUUGGAAUGGUGAAGGUGGCUGUCGUUUACAUUUAUCAGAUUUAGCCAUGGGUGUUAGUCGACGGGAAAUUGAAAAACUUUUUCGUCCCUUUGGACCACUGAAUGAAGUCUGGGUCGCUUCGAAUCCACCCUGUUUUGCAUUCAUCAAUUUUCGUCAUCGAGCUGACGGAGAGCGUGCAAUGAAAGAAUUGGAUGGGAAAGCUGUCAACGGUUCACGCAUUGGAUUGAGUUGGGCCCGUCCAAGAAAUCCAGGCGGACGGGGAGCUCAUGCAUCCUAUCGUCGUAAGUUCUACAAACGUUCUUUAAACAAACAUGCAUCGUUACAUUUGUCAGGUUCACGAUCACCUCCAUAUCGCCGUGGUUAUCGAGAUUCGUAUAGUAGUCGUCGUCACGAUGAUCGGUAUAGUCGUCGUCGUUAUUCAAGAAGCCGAUCGCGCAGUCCAGGCUAUCGCCGUUCUGAGAGGAAAUAUCGGCGACGAAGUCCAAGUUCACAAUCAAGAUCACGAACACGAUCUCGUUCACGAUCCACUUCGUCUCGAGAUGGUCGACGCGAUCAACAAAACAAGAAAUACAAUCGAGACACUGAACAUCGUCGGCAUCGUUCGUCGUCACACUCAGAAAAUGGAUCACCAGGUCACAAGAAUGGAAAACGAAAUUCACGUAGCCCAAGUGCUGAAAAUCAUCAAGUGGCCUCAUCAAAUGGUCAUACAGAUGAUCAUCACGUUGAGGGUCAAACCAUGGUCAAACAAACAAACAUCACGACGAUGAUUAUUCUUUCUUUUUUCUUUAUGACUGAUACAGUUUCACUUGAACAAUUGGUUUACCUGUCCUUGGGAGAUCCUGAGGCAGGAGCAGUGAACUUCAAUGUGUUAAAAACUCUUCUUUUACAAAUGCUUAAAGCGAUGAAUUUAUUCAAUUAUAAACCGACAAUGACCGAUCAUGAUCAACGCGCAAUCAAAGAAGCGCUAUCGACUUCGACAACACCGCGACAACAUGUGAAAUUUGACCAGGACGGAUCGACGAGUCAAGUCGACGAAAGUGACGAUAUGAACAAUGAAAAUAAGCAAAAGAUUCAACGAAGAAAACGUGAUCGAAGUCAAGAUCGUUUGACAUCAUUAGAAGAGAAAGUCUCGCGUUUUGAAUCCCAAUUAAAUGCUCUAAACGAAAUACCAUCAAACUCAGAAAUUAUCGAUCGUGCUAAACAAAUACCUAAACAUACAUCUGAUGACAAAAGUUCUUCCAAAGCAGCAACUCGUCAAGGACCCAUACUUGAAGUUUGGCAAUAUACUCAAAUGGAGAAACGUCUAGAAUCGGCGGAAAACGGAAUAACACGACUCGCUUCAUUACUUCAAGAUCUUAUUUCCGAUAUGAAUGAUUUGAAAGAAUCGCAUGAAAACGUCAAACAAACAACUGAUGAACUGAAAAAACAACAGGACGAAUUGAAGCGUCUUGUUGAUGCGUUGAACAAAGAAAAACACGAUUGGGCAAAGAAAUCAGAUGUGGAGAAUUUAGAUGACAAAAUUCGCAACCUACAAAAUCUAUUAGCAUCACUACGUGAUCGUUUUGAUGAACUAGCGAAGAAAAGUCAUGAGCCAAACAUCGAUCCGGCUAAUUUCGUCACGUGGGAUCGAUUAGAAGAUGCAUUUAAUAGUGGUCGAGAAUCCAUAGAAAAAUCUCCUCAUCAACCAUCAACCGGUAUGGCUUCAACGCGAGACACACGACUCACUGAAAACCAAACAUCCGACAAACGAAAGGACCUAUCUGCUGGAGGACACGGAGCACCAUCGGAUAAACUUCUCAAACUUUUAGCGCUCUUAGGUACAUUGAAUGAUCGUCAUGAACAAUUACGAGCAUUAGUAGAAGAAUUACAAAAUAAAAAACUUGAUCGCGAUGAAUUCGAAGCAUUUAAAAAUCAGCAUAAAGAUUUAUUGGAUCGUCUUGCUGCACUCGAACGUGAUUUGCAAGAUAUUCUCUCGAAAGAACCAUCGGCACCAGCGGUACCUGUAGCACCAGUGAUCAUCCGAGAGGAACAACCACAGGCUGGACACCGAUCGGAUCAUUCAGAAGAUAUUGCCGAUUUUCGAACGGCUCUACAACGUCUACGUGAAGAUCUCGAUCGAUUGAAAAAACUUGUUCAAGAUCUGGUUAAUAAAGGAAAUCUAUCUUCACAAGAUAUUGAGAAAUUGAAGAAGCUGAUUGAACAAUUAGAACAAAAUAAAGCGGAUAAAACUUAUGUUAACAAUGAACUUGAUAAAAAAGCUGAUAAACGCGACUUGGAUAAUCGUGUUCUGAAGAAAGAUUUCAACUCUACUUGCAAUGAACUGUCGCAAAACAUCAACGAUUGCAUGCAGAAAUUCAACGUUCACGAAGAUAUUCAAAAACAAGAUUUAAACAAAAUGAAUACUGAUAUUGAUGGUAAAAUCAAUCGUUCUGAACUUGAUGCUUUACGUGAAUAUCUGGAGAAACAAUUGAAGAAAUUAAAGAGAUUAGCGAAAGAUUCACAACCCACUCAACAACAGCAUCAACACGUACCUAUUAUGUCUGAAGAUGAAGCAGCUGGUUUACGAAAGCCGCUUAUUCGUUUUCAUUGCAUCAGUUGUGAUCGUCCCAUUGACGUUCAACCACACCCACAACAGCCGAGUCUUCCAGCAAAUCUGGGUAUGCGUCCCAUCCAGUCACCCCGACCAUACACCACCUACGAACUGGACCAAAUUCGCCAAUUUCAAAAGAGUCAGCAGUUUAGCAAUGACCUCGGCGGCGGUGUGGCAGACGUAUACGCAACUGUUCGACAAUGCGGUGGUUCACAUACAACAACGCUACCAUUUAAACGUCAAAUCAAAACACAACCAACGGUAUCAGAAGAAGGACUUAUCGCUAAAAAUGAAGUUGAUAUAAAAGGUCAUGAUGGUGUUAUUUACAAGGGUAGAAUCGAUGUGAAUAAAUUACCUGCUGUCGAUAUGCAAAAGAAGACCUCAGUUGCUCUACUUACUCCUGCGCCGCCGCAACGAUUUCGAUCGGAUUCUCAUCCGAGUCCAUAUCAUCAUACAAUGAAUCAUGGAUCUUUUGCUAAUAACGAUCAAGAGCUAAAUGACGUGACUCCGGUUAUUCCAAAUCUUGAACCAGCUUUACCGCGCGAAGAAACCUUUACUUAA
Adineta ricciae is the source of this 3258-nucleotide messenger RNA. The record is from the annotation of a GenBank genome assembly. Lineage: Eukaryota; Metazoa; Rotifera; Eurotatoria; Adinetida; Adinetidae.